Dicentrarchus labrax (European seabass) is the source of this 2848-nucleotide messenger RNA. RefSeq names its product dystrobrevin binding protein 1b (gene dtnbp1b). The transcript is spliced from 5 exons. Gene Ontology annotation, biological process: anterograde synaptic vesicle transport; neuron projection development; platelet dense granule organization. The record is from RefSeq and is a predicted model, not a curated record. Bases 535 to 1239 code for a protein of 234 amino acids. NCBI's taxonomy places the organism in Eukaryota, Metazoa, Chordata, Actinopteri, Moronidae. Gene Ontology annotation, cellular component: BLOC-1 complex; plasma membrane; cytoplasm.
UCCUCUCUCUCUCUCUCUCCCUCCACUGUCAGCCUCAGCAGUCUCCACACCGGAGCUAUAGACACUGGUGCAGCGGCGAUCCAUACAUGCUCACGUGUGUUUCGUUGGGUGCCAGGCUCUUUGGAAACGCUCAACAUUUGAGUGUGUGUAAGUGUGUGAGUUGAAUCUGCCUGAGAAUGUGCGUGUGAGCGUUUUGUGGUGCAUCCUUUGUAUGGAGGAGCAUGUGUGUAGAGUGAGAGACAGCGUGAGGAUGCGUGGUGGGCAGGUGUUGUUGUGAUCGGUGGAGUUUUUGGUUUACUAUCGUCGUGCUGUCUAGCUCCCCCCUCCCUCCCAUUUGGUUAUCUUGUGAGGGCAAAAAAGCAUCCUGCUGGGAUGUCUACCUCGCCUGGUGCAACAGACGGGAGUCAAAGGAACUCUUCGGAGAGGUGAGAAGCAGACAACACUUUGUGAGUACACGGUGUAUGUUGCCUGCUGAGCAUCCGAGCUAAAGAAACAGCCCGUGAGGGGGACAGUAUUCACUUUCUUUUGGCCUGCAUGAUGAUUGCGGGAACAGACGCACCAAGUAACACAGCAAGUACAAACUCAGUGGAGCUGGAUGCGGAGCAUGCGCAGAGAGUCCCAGGGGCAGAACAGGGAGGGGUCCCACCCACCCAGGUCAAGCUGAAAGAGAGGCAGAAAUUCUUCGAGGAGGCCUUCCAGCAAGACAUGGAGCAGUACCUGUCUACUGGCUACCUGCAGAUCGCUGAGAGGAGAGAGCCAAUAGGAAGCAUGUCGUCCAUGGAGGUGAAUGUGGACAUGCUGGAGCAGAUGGAUCUGAUGGACAUGUCUGACCACGAAGCCCUGGAUGUGUUUCUGCACUCUGGGGGAGAGGACAACAGCGCUGCCUCGCCUGUCACAGGUCCAGAUGUUGAGUCCUUCACCACAGAGAUCAGUCUCCAGGUUCCCACCCAGGCUGAGCUACGCCACAAGCUUUCUUCCCUUUCAUCCACCUGCACCGACUCAGCCAGCCAGGACACGGAGGCCGGGGAGGAGGAGGAGGACGAUGAGGAGGAGGAGGAGACUGAACAUGGAGGAAGUGGAGGUGUUGCAGGAUCAGGGGGCGGAGUAAGGAGGAGAAGGCCCCCCGUGGUGGUGACCCUGGACGAAGAGGAGGUGCACCCUGAUACAGCGCUGGUGGACGUGGUGGACCGAGAGGAGCAGGCCAGCAAAGACUGUGCGGAGAGCAGGCCGAAGGUUUGAGGAGAGACGGGACUGAAUUCAAACACAAACACACAGAGCUGUGAAAUCAAACAUAGAUUGGCUUCCUUUCUCAAAUUCCUUUCAUACUGAAGAAAAACAUGUGAACGAAAAUACACAGAGGUUGCACUAACUGCCACAUGACCUUGCCUUAAAAGACCACUAAUGUGAGUUUUCAAUUCUAAUUGAAUCAUGUAAAAUAGGUUUGAGUUCCCUUUAGCAUAAUGAAAGGCUUAACAUGCACAUAAAUAGUUCAACAUUAUUCAGAGAACGCUCUAAUAUUCUGUUUGUGCAUGUUGAGACCGGGAGAGGCUACUGAUAAGUUAUAGAGUAAAGUAUACACUAAACUCAUCCAUGUGUCCCUGUUAUGGUUCUUUGUUUUCGUGCUUCAUGCUAACAUGUAAGCAUUCACUGUGCUGACAGACUGCAGCUGUCAAGCAUUAAUAUAUGUGUUGGUGAUUGGUGAAACCUUUGCACAAUAGAAAUAUAUGAUGGUGUCUUUUUAACCAAAUGUUGCAAUAAGGUAAAAGGCUAUCACCAGCUCUAUCAUUUAUGACCUUUUAUUUUUAAAACUUACUGCAGGUCACAUAAAGGAAAUAUUUUUUUAAAUCAUUAAAAGUUGAGUCUUCUUUGGACUGUAUGUUGUCACCCAAAUUAUGAAAAAAAAAUCUCACUUAUCUCUAGUGGAAUUUAGCCAUGCAGAUAGUUUUGGUUUUUAUUUCCCCCAUGUCUUGGUAUAUCUGUCUUCGGAGAUUUUUGCUGCUACCCCAAUGCAACGGAGGUGAAAGGAAUAUUGUUUUUAAUGCUUAAAGUGUUGAAAAAUAAGGUUGAAAAUCAUUUAAAAACUUUAACAGUAGCUUGUCUUUCCAGAAACAACUUCCAGGUUAGCUGAAUAAUUCAUAAUGUCACAGAAACUGUGAUAUUGCCAAACUAGAUUGCUAGACUACAUUCUUUUUCAUAAUUUGGCUGAAUUGACCCUUUUUAAUGUGGCAAACUCUAACAAAAACAGCACGAAGCACUUGACAAAUGACCUUCAGGGGGCACAUGGAUGAUUUUUUUUCUAUGACUUUAUGGAUAAGCUGAACCCCUAAAGCUUGUUGCUUUUCUUUAAAUGGUUUAUGAGCUACAUUCUGCGAUAUUUUAAAUGUAAACUACCCAUUAGAUUAUACUCUUGUGCCAUCGGCUUUGAAAAUCAUAGCGUAGUAACUGGCAGUCACCUGGCAGUGGGUCAUAUACCACAUAGUACUGUAUAGCUGACAGACUGGUGGAGUUCAGGUACCUGAUUUAACACAAAAAGACACACACACACACACACACACACACACACACACACACACACACACACACACACACACACACAGAGAGAGAGAGAGUGUUACCCAUUGCCAUUCCUUUGACCAAUAAUAUUUGGGUGAACUUCUCUUUUUGAACGAGGACCAAAUCCCUGUUUGGACUGUGUGCUAUGCACUGGACAACACGCAGAAGGUUUAACUGUAUCCAGAUUUUUUUGUACAGAGAUGUUGACAUUUGUGCGAUGUGACAGCAUUACUCCUUCCUUUCUUUUCCCCUGCCUACAAUUUCUGACUUGUUGGUAAUAAAUGUUUCUCCCCCA